Molecule: messenger RNA, 2311 nt
Organism: Pimephales promelas (fathead minnow)
Lineage: Eukaryota; Metazoa; Chordata; Actinopteri; Cypriniformes; Leuciscidae
Product: GTPase IMAP family member 8
Molecular function (GO): GTP binding
Source: RefSeq, a predicted model, not a curated record
ACUCUUCCAGUUUAUCAGAUUAUACAGUCGGACAAAAACAGAUUCUGCAUGACUUAAAAACUGCAUGAGACAUAAUGGACUCAGAACAUGAAGGUUUUUCACAUGAUCUGAGGAUUGUGUUACUGGGAGUUUCUGGAGCUGGAAAGAGUUCAACUGGAAAUGCAAUACUGGGUCGAGAGGCAUUCAAAGAGAGCAGAACCAGAGGGAGUGAGAAACAGAGCGGAAGAGUAGAAAACAGAAACAUCUCCAUCAUCGACACUCCAGGAUUCUUCAACCCUCAACUGACUGAUGAAGAGAUAAGGAAGCAGAUGAUGAAGAGUCUGUAUCUCUCUGAUCCUGGUCCUCACGUCUUCCUGCUCGUCGUAAACCUGGAGAACUUUAAAAACGUUGAGAGUAACAUUGUGGAGCAAAUUCAGGAGAUCUUUGGAGCUCAGGCUUUUAAGUUCACAAUGGUGCUGUUUAUUGGAAAAGAAAAAAUGUCAAAGAUAGAAUGGAUGCACUUUAGACUUCAUCCAGAAUUUCAAGAGCUGGUCAGGCCCUGCAGAGAUCAUUAUCAUGGGAUCAACAGUAAAAAUGAGAUGAAUCAAACUCACAUCAGGGAGCUUUUGGAGAAGAUUGAUGAGUUCGUCAAACAGAACAAUCACCAGCAUUAUGAUAGUGGGAUUUUCUCUGUGUCUCGAACAAAGAGCAUAAGAAUAAGGAAAAAACAAGAGGAAAUACAGGCAUCCCAAAGAACAGAGCAAGAAAUUAAACAAAAGCAAGCUGAAACAGCAUGGGAGACUUUCACAACCCAAAGCGUCAUAGAAAAGAGAAGACGUGCUGUGAUAGAACAAGUAAAGGAAAUCACUGGAGAAAAUAAAUUAGAAGAAAAAGAGACGAGACAAGAACGAGCAAAAACAAAGUCAGUGACUUUUGGAAUGGGAAAUGUGACAGAAGAAAAAACAAUACACACUGUGACUGAUGAAGAAACUGAGAGUUGUGUUUCUAAUAUCAGACAAAGAAUGAAAACAACUAUCAUUUAUGAAAACCUGGAUAAUUCAUCAUUGGACAGAUUCGUGGAAUUCUCUAAUGAAAAAAUGGUAGACAAAAAUGUAGGCAAGACAUCAGAAAAAAUAUGGGAAAUGAGCCAUAAAAAGAAGACAUACAAGAUCAUAUCAAAAGAGCUCAGGAUCGUGAUGGUUGGUAAAACUGGAGCUGGAAAGAGCGCAACGGGAAACACCAUCCUGGGACAAAAUGAGAAUGAGACGGGACACAUUCAAAUGAAACGAGAGGAAACUGCGCUGUUUGUUGUAAAAAAUUCUUCUGAAUCUGUGACUAAGGAAUGCCAAAAACAGCAGAAGAUAAUAGAUGGUCGAAACAUCUCAGUGAUCGACACUCCAGGACUGUGUGAUACUUCCCUCAGUGAAGAACAACUGAAAGAGGAGAUAGUGAAGUGUGUCUACAUGUCUGUUCCUGGUCCACAUGCGUUUCUGCUGGUCAUCAGACUGGACGACAGAUUCACAAAAGAACAGCGGGACACAGUCAAAUGGAUUCAGAAGAACUUUGGAGAAGAAGCUGCUCGUUACACCAUCGUUCUGUUCACUAGAGGAGAUCAGUUAGAAACACCUAUAGAGGAGUUUCUGACUAAAAACAAGCAGAUUAAUGAGCUAGUUAAACAGUGUAAUGGCAGUUAUCAUGUGUUCAAUAACAAAGAUAAAAGUCGAUCACAGGUCAUUGAACUGUUAAAUAAGAUAGAAAGCAUGGUGGGUAAGAAUGGUGGAGGGCAUUACACAAAUGAGAUGUACAAGGAAGCCCAGAAAAAGAUAAUGCUAAAGAAGGCUCAAGACGCAGCUUUAGUGGGAGCGAGUGUAGCAGGAGUAGGAGCAGCAGUAGCUGGAGGUGCAGUACUGGUCACGGCCACUGGGGGAGCGGCUCUGCCUGUAGCAUUACUAGCAGCAGGAGCCGCUCUAACAGGAGGAACAGGUGCUGUUAAAGCCAUUGCAGAUCAGGUUAAACAAUUCAAGGGGAAGGUAACGAGGGGAAGUUCCAAUUGGUAUGCUGAAUAAUUCUCAAUUUAAUUAUCACAGUUUCUUUUUCCUUUAUAGGCUUAUGUAUUUCUUUGUAUUUUAAUGUUUUUCUGCUUCAAGGGAUUACCUACAGAUUUAUAUGAUUAUUAUUAUUGUUGUUUUCAUCAUAAAAUGUGAUUUGUAUAUACAAAUAUAUUUAUCUUUGUCAUGUAAACUUACCCUUAAAGGGUUAACCCCUUAACUGUCACCGUCCCGGUACCGGGACGCCUAACUUUACUUCACUAUAUUUCUAUUAAAUCCUAAUC